Messenger RNA from Spodoptera frugiperda (fall armyworm), 2827 nucleotides. RefSeq names its product adenosine 3'-phospho 5'-phosphosulfate transporter 2 (gene Papst2). The coding region runs from base 241 to 1353 and encodes 370 amino acids. The record is from RefSeq and is a predicted model, not a curated record. Gene Ontology annotation, cellular component: Golgi membrane; endoplasmic reticulum membrane. The transcript has 6 exons. Lineage: Eukaryota; Metazoa; Arthropoda; Insecta; Lepidoptera; Noctuidae. Gene Ontology annotation, molecular function: 3'-phosphoadenosine 5'-phosphosulfate transmembrane transporter activity. Gene Ontology annotation, biological process: transmembrane transport.
UCUUCCAUUUCCAUGUUUUCAUUCGCGUUCACUCGGUUUCGCAAAAGUUGUCGUCAUAUUUGUUGUCGUGGUGUCGGAGGAUUGGCUGUCCGUACAAUUAAUUUGCAAUUGCAAUUUGUACUGUUAUGAUGUCCAGUGUUUUAAGUGAAGUAUCUUCACUCCCUCACGAAAACAUCUUCUAAACCUUUAGAAAAAUAUGAAGCAGAACCAGUAACAGAAUCGCAAACAGACACAGCAACGAUGAAUCAACCGAAGGAUGCAAUUAUUCGCAUAGAUGUGCCAGGCACAACGAAACAUGCAGAGAGAACAGAGCAGGCAGACAUCAACAUACUAUGCCUUGACCUAAACCCAUUCAGUUUCAUAAUUCAAUUCAUGUUCUGUCUAGUCUCCGUAUUCAUAUUUUACUUAGCAUAUGGAUAUUUUCUUGAAUUAUUAUUUACAAAUUCUGAAGUAAGCUUAUACAUAACUCUAGUUCAAUUUUUGAUAACAACCGCAUUGAGUUACAUUGAAUCGUUGAUAAGGAGUCGUAUAAAACGGAAGGUACCACUGAGAACAUAUGCUCUACUAGCAGGACUGACCCUCGGUACCAUGGCGUUUUCAAACCUUGCUCUGAGCUACCUAAACUAUCCGACGCAGCUGAUCUUCAAGAGCUGCAAACUAAUACCUGUGAUGAUUGGCAGUAUUAUUAUAUUGGGCAAACGGUACGGGUUUCUGGACUAUGUGUCUGCUGUGGUCAUGUGUAUUGGCCUCACUAUGUUCACUUUAGCGGACUCCCAAACAUCACCGAAGUUCAACUUUAUAGGUGUAAUAGUGAUAUCACUAGCGUUGUUAUGUGACGCUAUCAUCGGCAACGUACAAGAAAAGGCGAUGAAACAACAUCACGCUUCUAACAACGAAGUCGUGUUCUAUUCCUACGCUAUCGGCUCCAUAUACUUGCUGUUUAUAACUGUGCCUACUGGGAUCAUGUCGGCGGGCAUUGAGUAUUGUGCACGGGAUCCAUUAACAACGUACUGGGAUAUAUUCUUCCUGAGUUUGACUGGGUACUUGGGACUACAAGCAGUAUUAACACUGGUCCGAAUCUGUGGCGCCACCAUCGCUGUGACGGUGACCACCUUCAGGAAAGUGCUCUCCAUCAUCAUAUCGUUCCUGGUGUUCAGCAAGCCUUUUGUGUUCCAAUACGUAUGGUCGGGAAUGCUAGUAAUACUAGCGAUAUACCUAAACCAUUAUAGUAAGAAGAAUCCAAACUACGUUCCUAGCGUCGUGGUGCGAUGCUGGCAGUAUAUGAACGGGCUCUACCAGUCUGAGUACCGGUAUCUAAGGAUUAAGAGCAAAAUGUAUGCUGACACCGUUUAAUUAUAUGUGAUCUUUUUAUAAUAUCGUGAGACAUACUAAAUUAACUAGGAAUCACGGUUUACUCACGUAAAUUAAUGGAGAAAAGCUCUAUUAGUUAUGAGUUCCAGAGGGAUUCUUCAUUAUGAGCAGCGUGCGCAGACGCGGCGACGUCGCGCUGCCUACUGUAUGUGAUCUUUAGUUUUAUUAGGUUUUAAGUAGAUGAAUGGGAUGAGUUUGCUUUCACGGGAUUUCGUUCAAAAACUGAUUGCUUAUAUAAUAUUCUUUUAGUAUUAUUUUGACACAAGUUACUCAGAUUAUCACAGAAAUUGCAUUGUAUUAUAACUUUCAUAAGACAUUCCAAAUAAUUAUUAUGUUUUUCGGCUUACUCACGUAACUGUUUGACGAGGAACUCGACUAGUUUCAAGCCAUUGCAGAGUGGAGUAGUUUAGUCAAACAGUAACGUGCGUGAGUAAACCGAAAAUCAUGAUUUUAAUUUAGAAAUGACAUUGCCAGCAAAAUUAUUAAGAAAUAUUAGUUUGUUCAAGUGUAAAAAGUUAAAUAAUGGUUUUCAAAAUACUCUCCCAAGUUGAUAUAAUAAUUGUGUAAAUGAAAUUCCUUUUCCUCAAUGUUAGAUAUGGAUAUUGAUAUUAAAUAAAAUGUUUUUUAAAAUGUACUUUUUACGAGUUAGCACAAUUUUAUGUAAAUAAAUAUUAUUACAUAUUUAGAUAAUACUAAGACAAUAUGUAAAACAUAUUGAGAUCGCUCCAUUAGUAGAAAAAAGUAAUUUAAGCGAUUUUAGCUAAUUUAAUUAUGUACUAGGUGUAUAUUAUGUCAUAGCCUUUUACUAAGCCGUUUUAAUUUUAAUAUAUUAUGUAUUUAUUAUUCGUUUAACCCCUUGUAUAUAAGACAACAAUAGAAAAUACAUUGUGUCUAGCAUCGAUCCACGUUUCGGCAUACGACGGGUGAAAUUCCGCAUAGCUUAGAAACGACUGGAUCUAUUUUGCAAUCAUGCGUGUUGAUAAGUUUUGCUUCGUUAUCCAAAUGCUAUGCUUUUUUAGCAAUCGGGUCAUUUUUAUUUAAUGUCCCAUCAUCAUCCCCGUUGUAGGCAGUCGAAUUUCAGAAAAUGCCAAAUUCUAUAUUAUAGCUUUUUUCUAGUAUAGUUUAGGUAUAUUAUCUCGUGACAAUACAAUCGAUUACCCAGUGAUUUUUAAUUUUGAGAUUAUACAUAUCAUGUUGGUGUGAAUAUGAGUUUUGAUCCAAUAAUUUUUCGUAUGCGAGUAUCCUGAGGGGCUUGGCAAUAAUUGAAAAUACAUGUUUAUUUGUUAGUAGACUUGAUAAUGUGAUGAUACCAGCUUUUAUUUAUAUUAUAAUUAAAAAUGUACGACAUUUAUUUUAAUUUAUAGAAUUAUGUGAAUCAACGGAUGCAUUUGACAUGAAUCGCAUUGUAAAUGUAGGUGGAAGUAUGUAAAUGAAAUAAAAUAAUUUAUAUCAAUGA